CUUCCUUAGCUGCGGUGAGCGUGGCCAGAGGUCUGAUGCUCCCGGGAUCUGGCCGCGGAGGUCUCGGGCUCUCCGGUCCCGAGUCGGUUUGGUGGUCGCGAUGUUUUUCUCCGGGCCCGGGGCCCGGCCACGGACCUGGGAAGCCAGCCCCUCCGAACAUAAGAAGUGGGUGGAAGUAUUUAAAGCGUGCGAUGAAGAUAACAAAGGCUAUCUAAGCAGAGAGGACUUUAAAGUUGCCGUUGUAAUGCUGUUUGGGUACAAGCCCUCCAAGAUAGAAGCUGAUUCCGUGAUGUCUUCAGUAAAUCCAAACACUUCCGGUAUAUUGCUUGAGGAGUUUUUAAGUAUUGUAAGAAAAAAGAAAGAAGUCCAACUCCAUCGGAAUGAAAUAAGACACAUCUUUACAGCUUUUGACAGGCACUAUCGUGGGUAUUUAACUUUGGAAGAUUUCAAGAAAGCAUUUAGGCUGGUAGCUCCCAAGUUAUCAGAAAGGACUGUUCUGGACGUAUUCAGGGAAGUAGAUCAAGACUCAGAUGGUCUUGUCAGCUUUAAAGACUUUGAAUAUGCCAUGAACCAUGGACAAAAUGAAGCCUAACUAUUGUAAGCCGGUUUUGGCAACUUCUGGGGAGACAAGUAGAUUGUAAUGUAUAUUUAAAUGUCAAACUCUGUUCUGCUAGUGAUGUAAUAAUGCUGCGUACUUGUGAUUAAACUCUCCAUUGUGGUUUUCAGAUGCUGCUAUUACUUGCAUCUCAGAAUCCUAGAGGUGGUCAUUACAGGUAGUCUUGUAUUACUGCCCCUGGGGCUGGCCCCCAUCACACCCACUCACACUGCAGGCUGGGAGGCUCCGCUCACUGGUCCUCACCAUCUCACCUGCUGGUCCUCUGAUUCUCAUUGGUUCCUACUGUCCGGAAAGAGGUCACUUUUUCCUGCCAAUGGUACCAGUUUCCUUCUUGUGUUCAACUUUGUUUGAACAAGUGAUAACACCUGUGUGUCCUGAGGACUUAUAAUGUUCCAAGCAAUGAGCAAAAAAGCAUUGGGAAAACAGGACUUAUGAUUUCUCUAAGAUAAUGUACCCAGUGUCAAAAUCAUCAUGGAAAAAUGGCCCUAGGGUACUUGCUGUAUAAGAUUAAAAAAAAGAAAAAGAGAAACCCACACAGAUUUGGCUGACACAAGUUAAGUCUUCUCCAGCUGUAGACAGAGGAAGAACAGAGUGCAGUAAGGAAGGAUAUUGGGAGCAAAAGAUUUAUUGGCAGAGCCCUUUCAGAUGGCUUGGGCCUGGGGUUCCUAUGGUUAACCAACUGUGCCCUGCUGCACACUUCCUGGUUCUGGGUGGCUUCACCUACACCAAAAGCCUUAGCCAUCUGGUUCACAUUCUCCACCCUUUGCCCCUCCGUCCACAGGUGGGACCUGGUAAUUGCUGUACCAAAAUAAACACUGUGACACUGGACCUUCAGCGCUUAGUUUAAAUAAAUGCUGGUAUCAAUGCCAAUA
Messenger RNA from Nyctereutes procyonoides (raccoon dog), 1488 nucleotides. RefSeq names its product EF-hand calcium binding domain 11 (gene EFCAB11). The coding region runs from base 101 to 592 and encodes 163 amino acids. Gene Ontology annotation, cellular component: cytoplasm. NCBI's taxonomy places the organism in Eukaryota, Metazoa, Chordata, Mammalia, Carnivora, Canidae. Gene Ontology annotation, molecular function: calcium ion binding. The record is from RefSeq and is a predicted model, not a curated record. The transcript is spliced from 6 exons.